CAUUAGAUGCCGGAAAAAGUGUCACAUGUGUCAACCAACCUCUGUCCUCAGUCUUGCUGAAUGUGCACCCAGCUACUUUUAGGUAAUUCAUUAUUUUAAAAAAGCGAAUGGAAAUGUAUAAGGACGCAUUAACUGAUUAAUGGGCGUUGGCUAUUUUAAUUAUUGUGUCGUAUUUAUUAUGAAUACGGUGCAUUUGAAGCUCAGGUCCUUGACACUUUGGUUUAUUAAAGGCAGAACUAUCUCUGCUGGCCCUCCGCCUGUCGCACGCUGUGAUUUUCCUUUCCACCGGACUGUUUUCCAGUUUUUCCGAACAAUGGCUACAACUAGUAAUAAUAACCCGGAGACUAGGCAGCCGCUGGGCUUGAAGAAAGCCAAGCAGAAGGAGCCGCUGCGACGGGUGAAGACCAAAGAGAACAGGAACAAACGAGGAGACGUUCACGGACCAUCCACGGUGUACCUGCAGGUGGUCGGUGCUGGAAGCAGAGAUAAUGCUGCGUCAUUGUAUGUCUUCUCCGAGUACAACAGAUACCUGUUCAACUGUGGUGAAGGAACACAGAGACUCAUGCAGGAACACAAACUGAAAGCUGCUCGAUUGGACAACAUCUUCCUGACCAGACUGAGCUGGGAGAAUGUGGGAGGUUUAUCAGGGAUGAUAUUAACCUUGAAGGACACUGGUGUUCCAGAGUGUGUUCUCUCUGGACCGCCACAGCUGGAGAACUAUCUGAAUGCCAUCAAGUCAUUUUCUGGACCACUGGAAGACAUCAAGCUGUCGGUUCGACCGUACACUGAAGAGACGUACACGGACGAUACAAUGACAGUUUAUCAAGUGCCUAUAUUUGCCCAGUUGAGGGGUGACGGCAGAAAGCUCUCCCCCAAGUCGGGCGGGAGCAGCCCCUCUUGUAGCCCUCCCUCUCCCAGGAGGGACGACAUCCACACUGACAGUCCAGACAGUCCAGGUGAAAGACGAAAAGCAAGUCGAGAUACCUCUUUGGCGGUUUCCUUCAUAUGUAAGCUUCACCCCAAGAAAGGGAAUUUCUUAGUCGCUCAAGCCAAGGAGCUUGGUUUGCCUGUAGGCACAGCAGCAAUCGGUCCACUCAUAGCAGCAUUGAAGGAUGGGAAAAGUGUCACGUAUGAAGGCAAAGAGAUCCGGCCGGAGCAGGUUUGUACUCCCACUGACCCAGGACCAGUCUUUAUUAUCGUCGAGUGUCCGUCUGAAGAGUUUGUCGAAGCUCUUUGCACCAAUCGGCAGCUGAGAAGAUACCAAUCAGGCGGGACGGAGGACCCUGCUGCGUUGAUUGUUCACAUGACUCCGGAGUCUGUUUUGACAACAGAUCAAUACAAGAAGUGGAUGGAGAGCUUUCCGUCCACAACUGAACACCUGAUCCUUAACGAACAAGUCUGUACAGUCCACAAUGUCAGAAGUCACAAGAUCCAAGCUCAGCUGAACAUGAUUCACCCAGACAUCUUUCCAGAACUCAAGUCUUACAAAACAAAGGAGGCGCAGGCUGCCCUGCACGUCCCCAACGUCAGAGCCGAGUGUCUGCUCAAGUUCCAGCUCAGACCUGUAAUGGAGUGGCAAAGAGACGCCAUCCCCUCCUGCAACGCUGCAGAGUUUGUGAAAGAGGCUUCUGAGGUCCCAAACUUUCUGGAAGAAGUGGACAAGUGCAGGAAGAUUUGCUCCACUGACGCUGCAGAGCUUUCUGGGCAAAGAGAAAAAUACCCGGAGGUGGUUUUCUUGGGAACAGGAUCAGCUCUUCCGAUGAAGAUCCGAAACGUCAGUGGCACUUUAGUUAAUAUCAGCCCGAGUCAGUCCGUGUUGCUGGACUGUGGCGAGGGAACCUUCGGUCAGCUCUGCAGACACUACGGGGACGCUGUGGACCAUGCUCUGUCCAAGAUCUCAACCGUCUUCAUCUCACACAUGCAUGCAGACCACCACACAGGGCUGCUCAUGUUGCUGUAUCAGAGGGAAAGAGCACUGACAACGUUAGGGAAGGCGUUCAGCCCGGUCUUCCUGGUGGCUCCGGUCCAGAUCAUGACCUGGCUCAACCAGUAUCACGAUUACUGCGAGGAGAUCCUCAACCAUAUCAACCUCAUCCCUAACAAAGCUCUGUGUGACGGUGCCGAGGUGCCCAAGCAGAGGACAAAGUCGUUCAUCCAAGCGCUGUUGAAGAAGAAUGAGCUGGAAAAGUUCCAGACGUGCAUGGUGCGUCACUGUAAGAACGCCUUCGCCUGCAGCUUCACUCACCGCUCAGGCUGGAAACUGGCCUUCUCUGGUGACACCAUGCCCUGCGAUGCGUUCGUACACACAGGAAAUAAUGCAACCUUACUGAUCCACGAGGCCACGCUUGAAGACGGGCUGGAAGAGGAAGCUGUAGAGAAAAGACAUAGCACAACCUCCCAGGCCAUCGGUAUCGGCAUGAGGAUGAACGCCGAGUUCAUCAUGCUGAACCACUUCAGCCAGCGUUACGCCAAGAUCCCUCUCUUCAGUGAAGACUUCAACGACAGAGUGGGCAUCUCAUUCGACCACAUGAGAAUUGGCUUUGGGGACUUUAAAAUCCUCCCCAGGCUCAUUCCCGCACUUAAAACCCUUUUCGCCGAGGAGAUCGGUGAGAUGGAGGAGAGGCGAGAGAGGAGGGAGCUGAGACAUCCGAGAGGAAGCAGCUCUGAGGGGAGCAGUGAGCAGAAGACAACCGACGUGGGCCGAAGUGUCAAAAGAGACCAGGAGGAGACAGCGACAAACAGCACACAGACCAAGAGGCUGAAGACCAGCUGAGCCCUGACUGACCAACAGUGUUUAAAACACAUGGACUUAGAACUGAGAGCAUCCUGAGUUCUCUUAUUUAAAUAAGUUAGAUUUUUAUUUGGCUCGUGUGGUUUAAUUGAAGAAAAAGCAUGUAUAUUUCACGUAUUGCAGUGUACAAAGCUCAGCUAUAAUUAUAGUUUUUGUUUUUCAUUAAAAAGAAUAAAAGCAGUACCACACAG
Sander lucioperca (pikeperch) is the source of this 2982-nucleotide messenger RNA. It is a transcript of the gene elac2, whose product is annotated as elaC ribonuclease Z 2. Gene Ontology annotation, biological process: mitochondrial tRNA 3'-end processing. The record is from RefSeq and is a predicted model, not a curated record. Gene Ontology annotation, molecular function: 3'-tRNA processing endoribonuclease activity. Bases 140 to 2773 code for a protein of 877 amino acids. The transcript has 24 exons. Lineage: Eukaryota; Metazoa; Chordata; Actinopteri; Perciformes; Percidae. Gene Ontology annotation, cellular component: mitochondrion.